Octopus sinensis (East Asian common octopus) is the source of this 3611-nucleotide messenger RNA. RefSeq names its product zinc finger protein OZF-like. Lineage: Eukaryota; Metazoa; Mollusca; Cephalopoda; Octopoda; Octopodidae. Gene Ontology annotation, biological process: regulation of transcription by RNA polymerase II. The record is from RefSeq and is a predicted model, not a curated record. The transcript has a single exon. Gene Ontology annotation, molecular function: RNA polymerase II cis-regulatory region sequence-specific DNA binding; DNA-binding transcription factor activity, RNA polymerase II-specific. The coding region runs from base 323 to 1876 and encodes 517 amino acids.
AAGAAAUAAAUGAGAUACUUACUCAUACCCAUGGAAGAAACAAAAUACUAAGUACCCCAAAUACAUCCAAAAUAGAAAUACUCCAGCCCAUUCAAGACACGUGUGAUUUGGAAGCAUAAGAAAAAUUUAUCAAAUUUUAAAAACUUUUCUUACAAAAUAUAAAGAAAUAUAUGGAGGUGAAACUUUAUGUGAAUCAGGUUUGUGAUCAAGCACAGCCUGAAACUAAUGACAUCAAAUAUGUGUAGAUCCACAGAAGAAAUCAUAUCUCUUGAACAUUAUUAAGAAAACAUUCACACAAUCAAAUGCCAUAUUGAAACAAAAAAUGUUUCCGAAAUGUUGGAAGAAGAAAUAUAUUUACAGUAAAACAAUUAAUAAACUCUCUAAGAGUACUUUAACAAGUCAGAAAGUUUGUAAAUGCUCAGUAUGUGGUAAAAUAUUUUCUCAAAAUUGCCACAUGACUAAACACAAGUGUAUACACAAAAGCAAGAAAAAACACUAUUGUGAUAUCUGUGGCAGAACCUUCUCUGAGAGCAGUACUUUGACUAAUCAUAAACGUAUUCAUACUGGUGAAAAGCCAUACCACUGUGAUAUUUGCAGUAGAACAUUCACUCAGUAUGGUCAUUUGAGUAGACAUAAAUAUACUCACUCAGGUGAGAAACCAUAUAACUGUGAUAUAUGUGGAAAAUCAUUCUCUCAGAGUGAUAAAUUAGCUAUUCACAAACGUAUUCACACAGGCGAAAAACCAUAUCAGUGUGGUAUUUGUGCUAAAACAUUUUCUCGAAGUUCUGAUUUGAAUAGACACAAGGACAUUCACACAAUUGAGAAGCCAUACCACUGUGAUGUCUGUGGGAAAACCUUCUCUAGAAGAAGUAAUAUGACUAACCACCAACGUACUCACACAGGUGUGAAACCAUACUACUGUGAAAUCUGUGGAAAAACAUUCUCUAGUAAAUUAUCUACACACAAACGAAUCCACACAGGUGAGAAACCAUACCACUGUGAUAUAUGUGGAAAAAAAUUCUCUCAGAAUGGUCAUUUAACUCAGCAUUUACGUGUUCACACAGGUGAGAAACCAUACCACUGUGAUAUUUGCAGUAGAACAUUCACUCAGUAUGGUCAUUUGAGUAGACAUAAAUAUACUCACUCAGGUGAGAAACCAUAUAACUGUGAUAUAUGUGGAAAAUCAUUCUCUCAGAGUGAUAAAUUAGCUAUUCACAAACGUAUUCACACAGGCGAAAAACCAUAUCAGUGUGGUAUUUGUGCUAAAACAUUUUCUCGAAGUUCUGAUUUGAAUAGACACAAGGACAUUCACACAAUUGAGAAGCCAUACCACUGUGAUGUCUGUGGGAAAACCUUCUCUAGAAGAAGUAAUAUGACUAACCACCAACGUACUCACACAGGUGUGAAACCAUACUACUGUGAAAUCUGUGGAAAAACAUUCUCUAGUAAAUUAUCUACACACAAACGAAUCCACACAGGUGAGAAACCAUACCACUGUGAUAUAUGUGGAAAAAAAUUCUCUCAGAAUGGUCAUUUAACUCAGCAUUUACGUGUUCACACAGGUGAGAAACCAUACCACUGUGAUAUUUGUGGUAAAACAUUUUCUCAAAGUAGUCAUUUAACACUUCAUGUACGUGGUCACACAGGCGAGAAACCAUAUAGUUGUGAUAUUUGUGGUAAAACAUUUUAUGAUAAUCAGAGUUUAACUCGUCACAUACCUGUUCACACAGGUGAGAAACCAUAUCAUUGUGAUAUCUGUGAUAAAACUUUCUCUAAGAAAAAGAUUUUGACUAAUCAUAAGCAAAAAGCACAUAAAAAGCAAACCAUAAAACAAGAGAAUAAGUUGGAAGAAUUUGUACAAAUUAUUACUUCAUGAAGUAUAAAACAUACAACAGAACUGUAUUGAAAGUGGAGGAAGGUAGACAAGAGUCGUAUGUUCAUUCAACCAUAACAUUUUUCUUCCAGAACUUUCUUCAACACAGUACUGGAACUGAAUGUAAAUUUACAUAUGUUUACGUAACUAGCUUACAGAAGGUUUGUGUAAAUAACAAAGUUAUAAUGUUUUAUAAUUAAACUUUAUAUAAACCUCUUCAUUGAUUCAAUUUGGUAUAAAAUUAAUAUCUGAUCUGAUCACACUGACGUCUGUCACUAUUUUGAUGUUAAACAGUUGAUAAUUGUGACAGUUACUUUUGCCUCUGUGGAUUAAAAUUCCAAUAAUCUUGAAAAGCCAUUUCAUCAGCUCUUUCAGCCAAAUAUAAGUUUGUGAUUUUGGAAGAAGAGUGAUUAAUUAUAAAAGUCCAACAUUAAUUUAAAUAGAUUCUUUGUAGGUUAUUGUGUUCAAAUUGUCAAAUAUAUUUGAAAAGACAUAAAUGAAUGAUAUUUAGAAUAGAGCAAUGACUUGAUGAAGAUGACAGGGAAGGAGAAAUCUGACUCAAUGGAAUUAGUAGCAUCUGUUUAAACAUAGUUAUAGCAUAGCCACUUAUUCACUCAGGCCCUUGGCUCUUCCUAGGGCACAGGCCAUAAUAAUCUCUUUUCACUUACUCUUGUCCUAGGAUAUCCCCUCUAGUUUCCCCCCAGUUCCAUCUUGAUCUUCUCACUCUUCUUCAGGAUACAUUGCAAGAAGUUCCUUGGGCUUCCUUUUAUCCUUAGAGUUAUACCUUAAUAAUUGCCUAGCAACAUUGUAUUAAACCUCUUCGAAGAGUUACCCAAUCCAGUGCCACUUUCUUUAUAAAAUAGGGGGUGUUGGUUUGCUUCCACAAGACUAUGUUUCUGCAAUGCUUCAUUCUCCCUUUGCAAGAUCCAUCUGAUCCCCAAGUCUGUGAAACUUAUCUAACACAGUAAGGUGACAGUCCAUGCGGGUGUAUGGGAUAGCAUCUUGUUAAAAAAUAACAUGCUACAAACCAGUGAUUAACUUUAUACUCAGAGCAGGAUCCAAACCAAGCAAUUAGCACCGUAACUGAAAUAGUUUUAUGAAAUGAGAAACAUGUUGAAAGGAGCAGAAAGAUAAGGGUAACACAAGAGACUACCUAGAGAUUAAACUGGAUAAAUGUCACACAUACUAUGCUAGGAGAAUAAAAAAUAACUGUAUUACAUCAGUAGAAUGUCAUGGGUGAAGUGUAAAACAGUAAUCCAUGUGGACCACAAUAAAUGUUCUUGUGAGAAAAUUGAUUUGAUUUUCUUUCAAUUACCUAAAUUUUAUUUAAAUAUCUCAUCAUUAACUUAACUUACAUUAUUAUGAAAAUAUGGCUGAUGAUUUGAUACAUGAAUUAGUUUAGUUUUAAAAAAUAUCAAUUCUUUCUUAUUAUGAAAGUUUUCCAAAUGAUAAUGUUGGAGUUAUGUCUUGUAAUAUCUACACCAUCUGAGAGUGAAUGUAGUUGUGAUGCAAUCAGUUGAGGGUCUAGCUGCAGUGAGCAAUACAGAGAUGGUUUGUAAGUCAGUUGACAUAGCAGGAAAAGUUUACAGCUUCUUCAAAAAUAGUUGAUAUGUUAAGAUCAUGAGGUUUGGGUUUGAUGCGCUUCAGAUAAAUUGUGUGCUAAAAAGAUCCUAAUGAACUGGAAUUACCCCUCAAAAUUUGAGAAUCUCAGGAGGAGGGAAUAAAAGAUUUAAAUCAA